UCUGUUCUCAUCCUGGCGUUCUGAAUUCUGAUAUUUAGUGCUCGCCCUAACCUUUUAAUAUUAUAGUAAUUUUUAUAUAAAUUGUAAAACUUUUAAUUAUUCAUUUUGAGACUACAAAAAGACAUUAAAUCAAAUAAGAAUCAGAAGAAGGUGAGAAAUGAUCAGUUAGAUUGUCCAUGAACUGUACUAAUGAACAACAUUAUCAGAGAUUGUGGAGAGAUUUGGAAUAGAUUGUUUGAUCACAGGCCAUUUUUAAAUGGUGAGAUUUUGUACUUCCAAGAGGAGUUUGAGGUAAAGCGAAGUGAUCGUGAGAUAACAAAAUUGUUUGAAGUGUUAGAGUAUGUAACAGAGAUACGAGACUCUCAGAUUGAUAAAGUGAAGACUUUGAGUGAGACUGAUCUAUCUGGUUGUCAAACAAAACUCUCAGCUGCUCUGUCCAGUUGUGAAACCAUAUUGAAUGAAGAACAAAAAUACAACAUUGAUGCAAAUUUGGAAUUAAAAAGAGAAAUUCGAGAAGGUGACUGGGAGAGGUUCCAAUCUGAAAUGAAAGUGAAAUAUUCCAAUGUAGAUCACACUUUUAAUGAGAAGGAGGAAGAAUUAUCUGAAUUCUACAGUGAUUUGAAGAAAAAGUUACACCUUGACGAUACACCCAUUUCCAGGAUAGAAUAA
Molecule: messenger RNA, 669 nt
Organism: Homalodisca vitripennis (glassy-winged sharpshooter)
Lineage: Eukaryota; Metazoa; Arthropoda; Insecta; Hemiptera; Cicadellidae
Gene: Muted
Product: biogenesis of lysosome-related organelles complex 1 subunit 5
Exons: 4
Coding region: 190-669 (159 amino acids)
Cellular component (GO): transport vesicle; BLOC-1 complex
Source: RefSeq, a predicted model, not a curated record